AUGGCCGACGUGCGUGAUAAAUACGUCUCAUGGGACAGGGACAGCCUCAUCGCGCGCAUCCAACAACUAGAGAACGAACUCGAGAACCAAAAACACAUCGCGCAAGCACCCAAACCGGCGCCCGGCAAGACGGACAAGCCAUGGAAGGCCGCCGACGCCCCGCCACCGCCGCCGCCCAAGAAGCGGAAGAAGCAGAAGGAGAUCGACCCCUCGCAGUACUCCACGCGCCUCAUCGCCCUGAAGCUCGCGUACCUCGGCAAGCAGUACGGCGGGUUCGAGUACGCCGAGUCGGCGUACCUGCCGACCAUCGAGGGCGAGCUGUGGAAGGCCCUGACGAAAGCGUGUCUCAUCUUCCCCGAGGACGCGAACGUGGUUAACUUUGACUGCUGUGAGUACUCCAAGUGCGGGCGCACGGAUCGCGGCGUGAGUGCCUUCGGGCAGGUCAUCGGGUUGAGGGUGCGGAGCAAUAAGCCGCUUCCCAAGCCGGAGCCCGUGGUCGUAGAAGGGGAAAACGCGGAUACCCCGAUGGAGGGCACCGCCGAGACGACGACGACGGAACAGAAAUCAGAGGAGAAGGAGAAGAAGCCGGUGCCGGAGUGGACGGAUGACAGGGAAAUCGACUACAUCAGGACCCUCAACCGUCUCCUGCCGGACGACAUCCGCAUCCUGGCGUGGUGCCCGUCUCCGCCGCCCGACUUCUCGGCGCGCUUCUCGUGCGAGGAGAGGCAGUACCGCUACUUCUUCACGCAGCCGGCCUUCGCCCCGACCACGGGGACGUCGCCGGACGGGAAGCUCAAGGAGGGGUACCUCGACAUCGAGGCGAUGAACGACGCGGCGCAGCGGUUCGUGGGGAACCACGACUUCCGCAACUUCUGCAAGGUGGAUGGUGGCAAGCAGAUUUCCAACUUUGAGCGGAACAUGUUCGAGGCGGGCGUCGAGGAGGUGCGGGACGUCGGGACGGUGCUGCCGUACCUCAGUCUUAACUCCGAGAACGGGGAGAAGCUGCCCAAGGUAUACUCGUUCAACAUCCGCGGGACGGCGUUCCUGUGGCACCAGAUCCGGCACAUCGUCUCGAUUCUGUUCCUGAUCGGGCAGAGGCUGGAGAAGCCGGAGCUGGUGACGGAGUUGUUGGACGUGGAGAAGACGCCGCGGAAGCCCAACUACGACCUCGCGUGCGACACGCCGCUGGUGCUGUGGAACUGCGUGUUCCCCGGCGAUAAGGAGAGCAGGACGCAGAAAGAGGGCGCGAGUGCGCUGAAGUGGGUGUACGGCGGGGCGGAUAUCAUGGAGAGCAUGUGGAAGUCGUACCGGGUCAAGAAGAUGGACGAGCUGCUCGCGAACCGGCUGCUCGAUCUGGUCUCGGGCCAGGUCCUGGAGGUCGAGAGCCCGGCGAAGGGGACGAGGGUGUUUCAGGGCGGGCCGUCGGGCAAGUUGGCCGGGGAGUAUGUUCCGAUUAUGAAGAAGCGGGUGACGGGGACGCCUGCGGAGAUCAACGACAAGUUCGCGCAGAGGAAGGGGUUCAAGAACUCUGAGGAGAUGAAGGAGACGAAGAAUUGGAGGAAGGUCGUGAAAGAUGCGAAGGAGGCGAAGAGGGCGGCCGCCGCAGAUGAUGCGGAUGAAUAG
Molecule: messenger RNA, 1623 nt
Organism: Colletotrichum karsti
Lineage: Eukaryota; Fungi; Ascomycota; Sordariomycetes; Glomerellales; Glomerellaceae
Product: tRNA pseudouridine synthase A
Exons: 1
Coding region: 1-1623 (540 amino acids)
Biological process (GO): tRNA pseudouridine synthesis; mRNA pseudouridine synthesis
Cellular component (GO): nucleus; cytoplasm
Molecular function (GO): RNA binding; pseudouridine synthase activity
Source: RefSeq, a predicted model, not a curated record